AUGAACACCAUCUCCCUCGUCCUCAACGGCCGCACCGCCGCCGACAUCCGCCUGCUCCCAGAAAAACAACGCGCGAGCAUAACCACCCUCCCACCGUCCCGCCGCCCCUUCUUCGCCCACGCCCGCACCAUGUCCUCCUCCUCCACAAUCUCCACCAUCACGUCCCCCUCCCUCUCCUCCGGAACCUCCACGCCGCGCCGCCCAGGCAGCUCAUCCUCGCGGACCAGCACGCCCGGCUCCGGGUGGUAUAACACGGAGAAUAACCCGACGUUAGACGAUUAUGCGCGGCAGUUGAGCACGGUCAGCAAGAAGAUUGAGAUUUGGCAGGGGAAGUGUGCGCAGAAUGUGGUCAUGGCGUUGAUGCGGCCGACGCCGAUUGUGUUGUUUGCGCUGAAUCCGAUUUGUUUGAUUUUGUAUGUGCUUGUUGGGGUGUGGUGGAUGGCGAGGGGUGGUGGGAAGGAGAGUGGGGAGGUGGUGCCUUGA
This is a messenger RNA of Zasmidium cellare ATCC 36951, 483 nucleotides long. RefSeq lists its product as uncharacterized. NCBI's taxonomy places the organism in Eukaryota, Fungi, Ascomycota, Dothideomycetes, Mycosphaerellales, Mycosphaerellaceae. The coding region runs from base 1 to 483 and encodes 160 amino acids. The transcript has a single exon. The record is from RefSeq and is a predicted model, not a curated record.